AUGACAGAUCCGUGGCGAAAGGGUGUCACAGGAACGUCUGAGGCGAGACAGCAAGAAGCAACAUGCGCCGAGCCUGAGGACGAAGAGGGCCGUCUCCUUCGUCUGGCCUGGGCGUCCUUACGGAGUCUGCGCGACGGCGGGAGAGUUGAUCCUUCGUGCCACACAUGCAGAGGAAUUCGACGGCAACCAAUUGGUGAGACCGGCCGUCGCGAAGAAGAUCAAACACCGGACGACUCUGGAGACCGUCCAAGCAGCUCUCAUGCGGGUACAUCGCGUCUGUUCUGUUGUCCAGGCUUCUGCCUUCCAAAGGCAUUUGCCACGUCCUCUUUGCAGAAUGGAAAGAAGAAGAGGGAAGAAGAACAUGGACAGGAGAAUCGUCUCCUGAAAAGACAGUGCCGAUGCGCGGUGUCGCUGCGGUUCUCUCCGGGAGCCGCUUCGCCCCAAGUGAAGCCGAAUGCCGGAGACGACUGCAUGUGUUUCCGCUCGUAUUUCUCACCUCAUCUUCUUUCUCUCUCCUCUGUCUCAUCUGCGCCACCUCUACAAUCAGUGCGACGGAGCACACGAGAGCCGGCGAUUGCUGUAGGGACCGCUUCCGAGUCUCCUCGUGGUGACUGCUCGUUCUCUCGCUCUCUCCGCUGGAGAGGGCAGCAUGCUGUCAAGGACGCAACUUUCUCACGCUCCGCGCACCUGGGUUCUCCCGCUGGUUCACCUCUCCUCAGUAUACUAGCCUCUCCUAUUGUCCCCAGGCGCGCUUUCUCCGAUGAGCUGUCUCCUGCUUUCUCCUACGACAGAGACGCAGAAGCUCUUCUCCCGUCUCCUCCCAUCUUCUCAACGAUGGCUUGCUUCGGAGCGGCGCCUUGUGACGGCCUCGACGAGACAGCUGAUGUGCGCCCCAGGCCUGCGUCGGGGUCCUCGUUGCGGCGGGAGUGUCCAGACACCUCACGCCCUCCCACGGCAUCACCCCGACGCGGUUUUCCUGCGACUUCACCCUCAACACGUUUUUGCCCUGUUCAGCGUCUACGUGAAUCUCCUUCAGCUUCUUGGUUCGGACGGCGUUUACAGUCCCGUGGCCCCUCCCGAGACGCCCGCCUCUCUUCUGAGAAGUUGAGUUUCUCACCAGCGGCGUCUCCAGUCUCUCCUGUGUCGCACCCAGCUUCCAGUCCAGCGGUCGGCAACCCGUCAGGUGUCUGUUCACCUCUCCAGCCGUCUCCGCGUCUGCCGCCCGCCGCAGCGUCAGGAGCCGUUUCCCCUGAGGAAGGCCAACGCACUGAUGUUGAUUUGAGGAACCGAGUGCCGUCGACUUCAGACGAGUGUAAAAUGUCUCAAAAACACGAUCGCCCUUGGCCCGGAGUCUCGUCUUCUGAUUCUCCACAUCCUUCUUCAUCUUUCGCUCCGUCUUCCUCUUCAUCGUCGGCUUCUUCGUCUGCUCUCGCAGGUUUUUGUCAAGAGCCAGCGUCGGGUGUGCACCCGCUGCGGCAAGCUCGGACGCGAGACCUGCCCCAUACUUCAUCAAAACCCCCUCGACGUGCUUCACCAGAUCUCUCUCGACAACGACGUCUUGCCCAGCAUCGAACUGCCUCUUCUUCUCAGACCGCGUCUCGCUCUGUUUCCCCUCCCUCUUGCCCCUCUCUUUGUUCUUCUCCUUCUUCUUCGAUUUCGCCUUCUUCGGAGUCUCCUUCAUGUGCGUCGCCUGCUUCCGCGCUGCUGAGAGAAGAGCGACGCGCGCUGGAGAAGGCGGCACUGCGUUGCUGCUUGCCUCUAAGCCACCGGAGGUCAGAUCAAGUUGUGGGCAUCGGGGAGACACGCGAGGAGAGGAGCGAACAGGCAGAGGCAGACGGCGUUCUGAAGGCGUUGAAGCAUCUCCUUCGUCUCCUCUUUUUCCGGCACACGGUGUUGAAGCAUCGUGACGCAGGUCUCGUCCCCGCCGGCCCAAGGACGCCCUCCGGAAUCCUCGCUGCGGUCCACCACGUGGCUGAUUCUCUUCAGCUCCACGCGUUGAAACCCGCCCAGGAGGACGUUCGUACGGCCCUUCGUCUUCUUCUUGUUAUUCACCGCCUCUCUCUUCAGCUUCCGACCGAAGUUUUGAAUGCGCCGCAGUCCCCUCUGGAGCGCCUGCCGCUGCUGCUGCUCCAGCGUCUCAACGAAUGCCGAGAUCAACCUGAGAAACCGGGAAAGGGGGGACACCGGAAGGAGAGAAGGCGACGCGGCUCGGUUGAGAGCGGCUGCAGAGAUUCGCCUGUCAACUCAAGCCGUCUCCGCCUCGUCGCAGGCUAUGCCGGGUGGUUGGAGCAGAAGCUCUUUGUUGUAAGAGACCUGGACCUCUUCUUUUCUGGCAAUUGGUCUCUGGAAAGUUUCUUGAAGGCGAACUGCCUGGAGAGUCUUUCGGCGUUGGCAGCCGCUGCCGGCGAUGAAGACGCUGGGGUCGAGGUGCACAUUUCGCCUGUGUCGGUUGACAUUUUGGAAAGACUGCUUCGGUCUGUUCUCCUCCCGGCUUUAACGCUCUGCCGGGGGUUCAUCGGUCAGGCUGAGACGCCUGUGUUCCCCGUUUGCGCGGCGCUCUUGUGUCACCUGGCAGACGACGUGUGGGGGGCGUUCUCGGUUUGUCUGCAUCUGUAUUCUCUUCUUCUUUCGCGAGUGGAAGGGUGCCGUACGCGGCGAAGACGGCCCCCAGCACCUGCUCCCCAGUCACUCGGAGGCGACGGGGAAGACCCGCAGAGACUCACGCAUGCAGGCGAGAAAGCUCGCCAGAGGUCUGCGGCCAGUACCCAGCUCAGUCGGCGCCUCGCCAGUCUCCGGCCUGGUCUCGUCGAGGCUGUGCGCAGGGUAAAGGAGGUGGCAGAUUGGUGCGACGCCUUGUCGAGUCACGUCGACCUUCUCUCGCGUCUCCGGCAGCCGACGGCGUGUCUGUUGUCGGUGCUCGGAGACCUGCUGCAUGUUCCCCCGUCUUCGUUCUCGUUCUCCUCCUGUCUUCGUGUCGGCAUCCAUCCCAGUGGAUCUAAUUCCUUUCUGAUUCUCCGCAACGACCACGCGCGUCUCCUCGCCCACCUUCCGCUCCCUGCGCCGUCUCUUGAACACCUCGCUGAGGCGCCACCGUGGCGUCAGCGACGUCCUUCCGCCUCAUCGCCGGCCUUAGCUUGUUUGUCCUUUUCGUGUUCCUCGUGUUCUUCUUCUUCUUGUUUCGACUCUUGGUCGGCGUUUCUGGGGGGCGACACUUUUUUCCAGUUCUACUCGCUAGCUGCAGUCCCAACCCCGGGCGACCACCGAGGCGGGCUGCGGCCCAGGUCGGGCGUGAGUGGGGUUCGGGCGCGUGGCCCAACUAACCAGGAGCAAGAGGGUCUCUCGCCAUCGCGAUCGUCUUCUCCAUGUUUUCCUCCUUCCGGAAUGUCACCUCCAACACAUGCAGGAUCGUCAGGGGAGAGCAGGCGGACGAGGGAAUACAGGAACGACGGGAGGGAACGGCUGAGUCCAAACGCUGAUGUUUCGCACGGGAGAGAAAGCGAACAUCGUGAACGGAGUUGCCACCAGGGAGACAAUCUGAGUCGGGAGCUGCGUGUGCCGCCUGCCUCUCUUGCAUCUCGGCCUCGGGCAUCUUCCUGUCGCACCGAAAGAACGGGGAAAGGCUCGUCUGCGUCCGAACCCGGCAUUGACGCAACUGGCUCAGAAUGGGUCCACCCGGAGGGCAACCGGAUCCCUUCGGAGGGGAAGGAGUAUGAGGGGAAGGACUUGCAUGCGAAUUUGUAUCGUCUGGCGCCGCCGGAGUACGACGAAGAACAACAGCGUAGGAAGCACAGAUCCGCUUCUCGCGGGCGCCGAGAGUCUGGUUCUUCGACCGUGCGAAACUCGAAGCCGCGUGAUGCUGGCUUUUCUUUUCUUGGAAGCGAAGCAAAGACCACGCGAGACGAGGGACGUAUGCACCCAAAUAUAAAUGUGCACAAUCAGCCUCGACGACCCCCGCAGCAGGAGCUUUUCCCUGGCACUCGAACUCAGAAGAAGGACGAAGCCCUCACUCCUCUUGACGGGGCCAGCGGCGGUGUGGCCGCUUCGUUCGGCGCUCCCUCAGGCUCCAAGCAAGCGACCCUUGUCGGGGAGAAUCCCUUCUCUCCAGAGUCGGCGGAUAACUUCUUCCCAUCUGCUGAGCCGUUCUUCCCCUCCUCUGCAGAGGCGGUUCCGUAUUCCGUUUUCGCCAAGGUAGGCGUCACUCGGAGUGUAUCCAGAGAUGACAGAGAAGAGACGCUCAGCGGAGACUGCAAAUCGCCUCGCCCACACCAGGGCCCGUGGGGCGCGUCCGCGCCCGACCAGACAGAGCGGCAAACAGAGACCGUGGACACACUACCAAACUGGCCAGAAGACGUGGUGCUGCGUGGGCGAGACAGAGUCGGGCAAAGCCAGGAGAAGCAUUUCUUCUCGGGAUCGGGAAAGCAAAGGUCCGUAGAUGAACUGUCAGAGGAGCAGGAGGAAGGCGCACCGUCGGCGGCUGUCGCGUCGUUCGAAGAAAUCCUGCUUUCAUUUACAAAGAAAGGCCAGCGCAGGGACGGGAGCCGCGAUCCCGACUCGAGCUUCCGGGACUGCUCCACCCCACCUGCGACGUCCUCGCGCCGGAGACAAAACGGCGCUUUGCCAGGCCCCCCGAUGUGGCAAGGCGACUUCGUCCGUCAGCGAGAAAACAGCGAGAGUCGAGUUCACCACGGUGUGUCUCGGACCUCCUCCAUGUCGGGGAAACGAGGCACUCACCGGCGAGGGCCAGACGACACCUCUACCUCACACGAUUGGCGUGAUUCCGGCGACGUCAGACAGAACGAGACAGUCGCGUCAAGAGGACUGGUGAAGCGGGAGGCUUCAAAUUCGCCUUACCCGUUUCCUGGCAUCCCUCCGCCCCCUUUUUUUCCCGAACCGCCAGCCGAAGAUAGAUGGGAUCGGUCGGGCAGCGACUUGCUUCGCGGCUCUCGAGCAUUCUCUCCGGACCUUUGGGAGAGACAAGAUUCAUCGUGUUUGCCGCGUUCGAACCCACACGAAAUCGGGGGGGAGCGACGCACCCCGAGCCAACGAAGCGGGCGAGUUGCGCAUUCAUUCGCUCACGAUCCGUCACCUGAAACUCCUCUUUUCCAGCCCGCUUCAUCUGAUUUGUCUGCGCCACCUGCAUACGAAGAACGAGGAGCCGGUCUUGAAACCAAGGGUAGGGAUCUUGCCUGUCAACCUCACCACGGGUAUGAUGAGGCUGGGCCUCUCAGCGCUUCCCAGUUCUCUUCCAGAGGAGCUUCCGGAGGCAAUCCUGAGCGGCGGGUGUCGGGAAACACUUGGCCCCGAGAGGGCACAGUGGGAGGCCCAUCCGUUUCUGACCCGGCCCGUGGGUACCCGCCAUCUUCGCCUAGCCCUGCAGGCUUUGCGCUCCCACAGAGUCCCUCGCCCUGCUUCGACAACCUGCCACAUCGCUCCCUCACGCAGCAGCCCUUUCCUGUCGGGCCUUUCCAGACGCCUGCGCCAGUUCCCUGUCCCCCUGCCUAUCAGGUUUCAGUGCCGCAGUCGUGUAGCGUGGCGCUCGGUGGGUACCUUCAUGCUUGCAGACCCCGGAACGACGGCGAGGAUAGUUUUUACCUCCAUGCUUAUGGCGGCCUGGCGCCCCAGGGCCAGCAGCCAUCAGAACUCGGUUUUGCCAGCCCUGCGUGGAGUCCGUUCGUGCCAUCUCCUCCUGCGGGUCACGAACCUAACAUUCAUUACCCAAGCCCCACGCAAGGUCCUGCAUUUGCGCCAGGUUGGCCUGGAGUCCUACCUCUGGACCCGCCGCUGUCUCCGCGGUUAACUGGCCCGACCAAUUUGUUUCCAGCGUCUCCAGCGUAUGUCCCACCGUUUGGGUUUUUCGCGGACCAAGGUAGCCAGCAUGCAUUGCCCGGGCGCGGUGAUCCGCCCGGACAGCCAGCGCCCCUUUCGGCGGGAUUUUGGGUCAACGGCGAGACCCUCAGAAACCUGCCGCGUCGCAGGGAAGCCAGCGAGCCUCCUGGUGGCCCGCAGAACUGCGUGGGCGCCGGUUCGGGCUUCUCGCAAGAUCCUUUCUCUCCUGAAGGCGACUCGGCCGACUGGAGCAUUCCUCAGAGGGAACUGGUUGUGGAAGAGAAGAUCGGUAGUGGGGCGUCGAGCGAGGUGUUCGCAGGGACCUGGCGCGGCUCGGAAGUUGCGAUCAAGCGCGUGGUGCUUCCGGAAAACGAAUUGGCUUUUCAUGCGAUCCGCGACUUUCAGCGAGAACUGAAGAUCAUGCUCCGACUUCGGCAUCCAAACCUUGUGCUUCUCAUGGGUGCGAACCUCCACUCGCGUCCCCUCUUUGUCGUCACGGAACUCUGUGCCGGGGGCAGCUUGUUCGAUCUUCUCCACGGCGCCCACGUCGUCCACCGAGGGAGCUCUAGAAGGGCGAGUCUCUCCAGGCCGCGAUGCCCGUCAUUGUGGACACAGCGUGGCAGAGAGAGUUCGCCGGUCUGGACGAGAGAAGGGGCCAGGGCGCGAGACAGGUCGCUCCACGGGGGCCACUGUGCAGACACAAAACGGGAGGCGAGCGCGAAGGCGAAGGAACAGAGCGGACGCGUUUUCUCGGGCAUGGGAGGCCGAAAGCGGCGGGGCGUGGACAAGUCGCGGAACGCGAACGAGGCAGAGAGACAUCAGGACCUUGGAAGCGGAAGCGAUUUCACGGAACGACGGAGUCGGGCAUCUUUUUCUGCCGGGUCUGACGAGGACGCGAGCCAAGACGAAGGCAACCGCGUGGUGUUGACCUGGUGGCAAAAGGCAAAAAUCGCCUUCGAUGUCGCGAAAGGCUGUGCCUACCUCCACGGGUCGCGCCCGCCGAUCAUCCACCGCGAUCUGAAAUCCCUCAAUAUUCUUCUAACUGAAAAAAUCGUGCAUCGCCAGCAGAUCCCCCACGCCAAGGUGGCUGACUUUGGACUGAGCCGGAUUACGACUGUCGCUGAGAGCGGCCACCGCCCACCGGGGUACGCUGCCACGUCAGAUCCCGAUCCACGUUCGUCCUUCGUCGCCGAUCCUUCUCUUUUGCCUCGUUCGUCGCCUUUCCUUGGUCACAACAUGGCGGGGACGAAUCGCACGGGGAUCGUGGGGACCUACUACUGGAUGGCGCCGGAAGUCAUUGCGGCCGGGAAGUACAGCGAGAAGAUCGACGUCUACUCGUUCGGGGUCGUUCUGUACGAGUUGCUGUCAGAGUCGCUUCCCUACGCCCGCCCUGUCGAGGAGGCGUUUAGGCGGAAGACGGACCCGCGAGGGAGGAGCUUGUUGGAGCCAGGCGGGCGGCAGAACAGGCAGUGUUACAGGGCAAAGGUCCAAGAAAAGGACCCAGGGCCUCGGCGCGAGUCCUCAUGUUCUCAGUUUUCUUCACGUCACGUGUCUACCCCAGGAGAUAGAAGCAACCCAGAUUGUUCAGGUACCUCCAGCGAGGGGAGUAGGUCUUCGCGCUCGUCAGACACGUUUAGUUCCGAGGCAUCGGUCUCCCCUCAUAGCCCCAGGAGUCGAGAAAAUGAAGAACAAAAGAAAGACCACGUUCUCGUUCGGAGAGACAUGGCAGAUAUUCUGAGGGGGGAACCGGAAAGGCAACGCAUUACUAUGGCGCCUCUCUCUCCGUCAGAAGUGUGCAGAAAUGUCGUACGCGGGGAACGCCCGGACCUCACGCGUAUUCCCGCCGACUGUCCUCCUUCGCUCUUAGAACUGAUGAAAGCCUGCUGGCAUCAGAGUCCAGCUCGGCGCCCGUCCUUUCAGACGAUCACGCAGAUUCUGCGUGAAUUCCUGCAAACGCAGAAUGGCGCUGUCCCUCGAGGGUGA
This is a messenger RNA of Toxoplasma gondii ME49, 7809 nucleotides long. Its product is annotated as protein kinase domain-containing protein. NCBI's taxonomy places the organism in Eukaryota, Apicomplexa, Conoidasida, Eucoccidiorida, Sarcocystidae. Gene Ontology annotation, molecular function: protein kinase activity; ATP binding. Gene Ontology annotation, cellular component: cytoplasm. The transcript has 8 exons. Gene Ontology annotation, biological process: protein phosphorylation; signal transduction. Bases 1 to 7809 code for a protein of 2602 amino acids. The record is from RefSeq and is a predicted model, not a curated record.